AUUACCAUAUAUAUACAUAUAAUUUCCGACUAAGAUUUGAUUGUCGAAAACCAAUCAUCCUCUUUAUUACCCACCACCCACCAUUGGAAGAGGUCUCCACCUUUAUGCAAUAGCGGCCGUCUAAAUCCACCCAUUUGAUCGAAGGACCAGCCCCGACCACCGAAUCCCAGCCCAGUCUCAGCAACGGUUUCUGGGUGGAAGUGGGUUUUCGAUUUCAUUAUCUGAUGAUGUGUUUACCUUGAAGUGGUGUAAGGAUAAAGGUCCAAACGUGAUGUUUGGAAGAAAAGAAAAUAUCUGCUGUUGUGUGAUGCUUGUAGAAUUAUGAAAAAGGUUUAAUAAUGACAAAAGUUGUGACCCUACAACAGAGAUACCCACUAUUUUAUUAUUACUAAAUAUAUUCAUAUAUAUAUACAUGUUUUUUUUCUUUGGGUUCUACAUCAACCUAAAUGUUCUCGACCUUCAUCAUUGCUAUUCUCUGAUUCCUUAGUUGAACUGAAAAUAUGGAAGCCGAGGAGGAAGUUUCUAUUUUAUGUGCAGAUGAUCCCCAACAGGAAAUUCAGAUGGCCAUAGUCUCUGAAAAGAUUAAUCUUCUUCCUAACCCAGCUCAGUUCUCUUGCACCUGUGUUUGUGCCUUCUCCAAACAAGAGCAUAAGAGUUUGGAUUCAGAAGAAAGAACAAAGUCAGCCACUAAACUUGGUGGACUCAUAUUGUUCUAUCUAUUAUUUAUGAUGGUAGAGAUUGUUGGAGGUUUGAAAGCCAAUAGCCUUGCAGUAAUUACAGAUGCAGGCCACUUGCUCACUGAUAUAGCUGGAUUCUCCAUUUCCCUUUUCUCAGUUUGGGCUUCAGGUUGGAAACCAACGCCACACCAGUCAUUUGGUUAUCAUCGUCUCGAAAUUCUUGGUGCUCUUCUCUCUGUGCAGCUCAUAUGGUUGAUCUCAGGCUUCUUAAUAUAUGAAGCCGUUAGCAGGAUUCUUCACAAAAUUGAAAGUGUCAAUGGAAUUCUCAUGUUCGCGGUAGCAGCAUUUGGAUUCGUAGUUAAUUUUAUUAUGGUCAUUUGGCUUGGUCACCACAAUCAUAGUCAUCACGCAUGUCCUCACUCUCACCAUGAUCAUGAUCAUGAGCACUCUCAUGAAAUGGAGGAAGUUUGUGCUAGUACAGCAGAGAAGACCAGAACAAUGAACAUCAAUAUUCAAGGUGCUUACUUGCAUGUCAUGGUGGAUAUGAUUCAGUCUGUUGGGGUGAUGAUUGCUGGUGCUAUAAUUUGGGCUAAACCAGAUUGGUUAGUGGUAGACUUGAUCUGCACCUUCAUUUUCUCUAUUAUUUCUCUAAGCACUACCAUAUCCAUGCUCAGAAAUAUAUAUGGCAUAUUGAUGGAAACAACACCAAGCGAAAUCAACAUCGCUAGACUAGAAUACGAUCUCAAGAACAUCAAAGGAGUUCAAGAUGUUCAUGACUUGCAUGUUUGGGCGCUGACAGUUGGGAAGAUGGUGCUUUCUUGCCAUGUUAUAGCCGAUCCUGCGGUCAACUCUAGUCUAUUGAUAUACACGAUAAGGGAUCACUGUGAAAAAGCAUACAGAAUACACCAUGUAACGAUACAAAUCGAGUAGUAAAUUGCAGACAAAUUUUUGUAUGAUAUUUUUCAAUAUCAUUCUUGAAUUUUUCUGUAAAGAAAAAUCAUUUUUGGGACAUGUGAGUUUGAUUUAUCCUAUUUAGUCAAGUUUUGAACUC
This is a messenger RNA of Humulus lupulus (European hop), 1728 nucleotides long. Its product is annotated as metal tolerance protein B. The transcript has 2 exons. NCBI's taxonomy places the organism in Eukaryota, Viridiplantae, Streptophyta, Magnoliopsida, Rosales, Cannabaceae. Gene Ontology annotation, cellular component: plasma membrane; vacuole. Gene Ontology annotation, molecular function: zinc ion transmembrane transporter activity. The coding region runs from base 501 to 1607 and encodes 368 amino acids. Gene Ontology annotation, biological process: zinc ion transmembrane transport. The record is from RefSeq and is a predicted model, not a curated record.